AGGACAAAAUGGCAAUAGAGUCUACAGCGAGCCUGCCCCAGCCCUCAUAUGUAUCGGCGUGGUGGGAUGCUCAUUCCAAUUAUUCGACUCGUUGGCACAGCGAGUUGUCUCGUUCGCAGACGGUUCCGUACAUAUCGACCAAGCCAACAGACUCCCCGUUGAAUACGACUACAUCCGUAUCUGGAUCCGGUGACCCGACCUCGUCCAGCAAUUCCACGGCAGUCUUGCAUGAAGAAACAUGAUCGUCAAGUCGAAACAAGAUAGGCAUGGCUGUCGGGUUAGGACUGCGGUUUCCUCUGCUCUUGGCCAUUCUCGGAUUCCUCAUAUACUGCAUACGAAAACGUCGUAAUAGAGGUGAUGGAGACCAGCCAUGGCCGGGCAAAAAUUCGGGCGACGGGGCAGGAGAGAAUGAAAAGAUCAAAGGCUCUACCAGUGAGACAUACGAUUAUCCGACCAAGGCAGAGCUACCUGCAGACGAAAAACCAGCUCAGAUUCCGGAGAUAGAGGGGUUCAGUGUUGGACCUCACAAAAUGCCAAUGGCGUCGCCUCUUCUCUCCACAGACUCUGGCAAGGACCAUGUCCGUAACCAUCGAGUCGACAACGCUCCGGUGUACGAGCUCCUAGGUUGAAUGCCUGUCUGCUUGUCCUCUUUGUAGAGUUUUUGGCAUUGGGCAUCGGAGACGAAGCAAACCAUCGUGCACACUGAACACUGCAGCCAAUAAACCUGUGGUGAACAAU
Molecule: messenger RNA, 738 nt
Organism: Paraphaeosphaeria sporulosa
Lineage: Eukaryota; Fungi; Ascomycota; Dothideomycetes; Pleosporales; Didymosphaeriaceae
Exons: 1
Coding region: 267-629 (120 amino acids)
Source: RefSeq, a predicted model, not a curated record